UAGGCAAUUAGCAAUUAGUGUUAGUACUUCAGUCUCCCCUGUUUGCUCAGCGGCAAUCGUGUUAGCUGCAGUCGUGUUAGCUGCAGUCUCAUCGCUGAAACAAAGACGAUUCUGUGGAGUUAUUCGGGAAAGAUAAGGUUACUGUCAUCAUACUGAGCACCCAGGUCCAGGGCGAGUGUGUUUCUGGACCCCUGGGUCUACAUCCUCCUGAGGAAGGCCAUCUUCAAGAAGCUCUUCCUGCUGGUGCACAGCUGCUGGUGCACCAAGUCCCACUCCCACCCUCUCAACCACUGGAAGUAGACCAACGGCACCUCCAUCAGCAGAAACGUUAGUAACAUGAACCAAGAAAAAUUAGCGAAACUUCAAGCCCAGGUCCGGAUAGGAGGAAAGGGCUCGGCACGUAGGAAGAAGAAGGUCGUACACAGAACGGCAACAGCCGAUGACAAAAAACUUCAGAGUUCGCUAAAGAAAUUAGCUGUCAACAACAUUGCUGGUAUUGAAGAGGUAAACAUGAUCAAGGAUGACGGCACGGUGAUCCACUUCAACAACCCCAAAGUGCAGGCGUCUCUGUCGGCCAACACCUUCGCUAUCACUGGCCACGCCGAGACCAAGCAGCUCACAGAGAUGCUCCCGGGCAUCCUCAGUCAGCUGGGUGCCGACAGCCUCACCAGCCUGCGUAAACUGGCAGAGCAGUUCCCUCGGCAAGUGCUCGACAACAAAGCCCCUAAAGCAGAAGAUAUUGAAGAGGAAGAUGAUGACGUUCCAGACCUGGUGGAGAAUUUUGACGAAGCAUCAAAGAACGAGGCAAACUGAUUGAUCUUCCCCUCAAGACCCAAAACAAGGAUUGGAAUUGCAAUUAAGAAAGGCGACUUCUCCUGUGUUUUAACUUUUAGCUAUGAAGGCAUAUCAUUUCAAACACUAUCCCGUCAACCGGAGACUUGUGUAUCUUGAAAUGGCCCACGGAUGCAGCCCUUAUCAGACUGGCUUGCGCACUUAAACUCCCAACACAUUGGUCAACAGUUCAGUACUUUGCACCACAUUGUCAGUCUCGAUCAGGAUUGCGGUGGUCUUUAAAAUAAAGCUAGUCUCAGAGGUUUUUUUUGUUUAUGAAACAAAAUAAAGGUGAUUAACAUUU
Molecule: messenger RNA, 1135 nt
Organism: Oncorhynchus keta (chum salmon)
Lineage: Eukaryota; Metazoa; Chordata; Actinopteri; Salmoniformes; Salmonidae
Product: transcription factor BTF3 homolog 4
Exons: 7
Coding region: 337-813 (158 amino acids)
Source: RefSeq, a predicted model, not a curated record